CCUUUCCUCUUAUUUACAAUCGCCCGGCCGCUGAGUAACCGGUCGCAAAGUCCCGAGAAAUCUGCCCAUAAAAAAGUAGCCAAAAAGAAAGAAAAAAAACCCCCAGACAACUGAGCAAAAUUCAUGGAUAUGCGCGAUAGCUUCAUUGAUCGUGAAGCAGAAAUGGAUGAUGACGAUGAGCUGGAUCAGGAAGAAUUCGAUGAGGACACCGGCGAAGUGCGCAGAAAAGCCGACAAACCGAACAAACCGCCGAAAGACUUUGACGAUAGCAGCGAGGAAGAGGACGAUGAUGACGACGAAGAGGCGGCAAAGAUUCGCGAAGGCUUUAUCGUUGACGAUGAGGAAGAAGACGAGGAGGAAGAGCAGGCGGACGGGUCUAUGGUUCUGGUCAAGAAGCGCAAGAAGAAGAGGAGACGAUCUAAUCGCGAGGAUGAGGAGGAGGAAGGCCUAGACGAAGAUGAUCUUGACUUGGUCUUGGAGAAUACCGGUCACGAGAUUGAUAGAUCUAGCCAGAGUAAGUUCAAACGAUUGAAGCGUGGAAGAGAAGAUGCCGAAAAGCGCCGCCGACAACACUCUCGCGACCUAGAAGAAAUCUUCUCCGACGAAGAAGACGCACCUGGUGAGCCCGACGAUGACGACGAGGGCCUCGAUAAUCGCCGCGGUGGUGAGAAUGAGUUUGAAGACUUCAUUGAAGAGGAUGAGAUGUCCGAAGACGAACGCGGCGGGGGCGGAAGCGACGAUGACAUGCAAAUGGUCAGACGGCGGAGAAGAGAGAGUAAUCAGCACCAAGGAAGCUACGCUCCCCAACGCCUAGGGUUACGUGAGGGUGCUAUCUCGGAUAUGCACGAUAUCUUCGGAAGAGGUGAUGAAUACGAUUUUGCGCUUGUGACAGAGGACGAUCCAGAACAAGAAGAGGAGAGUAGGGAAAAGGAGUUGGAGUUGAAGGAUGUUUUCGAACCGAGCGAGUUGGCGGAGCGUAUGCUUACGGACGAGGAUAAUGUGAUCCGCCAAACUGACGAGCCGGAGCGAUUUCAGUUGGCCAGGAGGCCGUUUGCACAUCUCAAGAUUGGUGAAAGGGAACUCGAGGAGGAAACUGAAUGGAUCUCCAAGUUUGUUCUAGCUAAAAAGAACUUGCCCCCACACCAAGAGGAGCCUUUGAUGAAAACGAUCAGGAGUGUGUUAGAGUUCAUUGUGAUCGAACAGAUGGAAGUUCCAUUCAUAUACCAGCAUAGGAAGGAUUACCUGAUCCAUACAGAGAGGGUUCCUACGCGUCGUCACAACGAUGGGGAAACUGGAUACGAGAUUGAAGCUACCAAACUCCUCACGCAAGACGAUCUUUGGGAGAUUCUUGAAUUGGACCUUAAGUUCAGGGCCUUCCUUGAUAAAUGUCGGGCAUAUGAGAGAACUUAUUCCAAUCUCAAAAUUGUUACGGAUACCUCGGAUGAUAUGGAGGCAGAAACUGGACUCCAGCGCACGGAGACUAUUGAGCAAAUACAGGAUCUGCACGAUUACAUUCAUUUCCGCUAUCACUCCCAACUGAAAGACAUGGCUAUCACUAACGGUGAGGGUCGCGGAAACGGCUAUAGGAGGCCUGGGAGUAGUAAGACUAUCUAUGAGCGUAUCCGUAAUGGAAAGGUUUACGGUAUGGUCCGUGCGUUCGGUUUAUCUGCAGCGCAGUUUGCGAUGAAUGUACGCUUCGACCAAAAGCGUGAAUACGCCGAGGAUCCUCACAACUAUCCCCAUGCAAUCUCAGAUCAGUACAUCGACGAUCCCGAGUUCCCGACUGGGGAGUCGGUAUUGCAAGCAGCCAAGCUCAUGCUCGCUGAAGAGCUUUUCACAAAUCCGACUUUAAGGAGGUCAAUGAGAGACAAAUGGUUCACGAGAGGCACAAUUCACGUUAACGUGACGGAGAAGGGCGUCCGCCAGAUUGAUGAGCAGCAUCAAUACUAUUCGAUUGCAGUACAUCCUGCAAUGUACCUGCGUAUGAUGAAAGCUGAGCAAGAAGGCUAUGUCAACGUAGAUGUCAAUCUAGAGAGCGAAGACAAGUUCACUCGGCGACUAUACGAGUACAUGACAUCUGAAAACGUCAGCGAUAUCGCAGAGUCUUGGAACAAGGAACGAAAGGAAGUCGUUGACAUGGCGAUGGGAAAGUUUAAGUUAAUGUUUCAAAAAGCCAUCAAGGACGAAUUACGAACUGCCUGCGAGGAUUCUAUUGCGGCCGAUUGCCGUAGAUCCUAUCUUAAGAAACUCGACCAAGCGCCCUAUAAGCCGAAAGCAUUGAAACUUGGUGAAAUCCCGCGAGUCUUUGCCUUCUCGAAUGGAUACGGAGAGAGAGGCCGGGAUGCUAUCGUCGGUGUCUUUAGGGACGAAGAUGGAAGGCUUCUCGAGACCGUCAAGUUUACUGAUCUCAAGGAUGACACGUCUCGAACUAACUUUAUUGAAGUUCUCAACCGCCGUAAACCCGAUGUUAUCGCUGUGGCAGGGUUCAGUGUACAAACCCAUAAACUUGUUGAGGAGAUUCGUGGUAUCGUCGAGGAGGAGGACAUUAAUGUUGUCGGUGACGAAGUGGACGAUAGAUCCCCGACUGAGGUGAUGUUGGUGAACGAUGAGGUAGCUCGUCUAUACCAGAACAGCGACCGUGCUGCUCUAGACCAUCCGGAACUUCCACCGCUUUCGCGAUAUUGUGUAGCCCUUGCUAAAUAUGUCCAGAACCCACUCUUGGAAUACGCUGCAUUGGGUAAGGAUAUUGUCUCGAUCGCCUUCCACCCAGCACAACAGCUUUUGCCCGAGCACAAGCUCCAGAAAGCUCUUGAGACUGCUAUGGUGGAUAUGGUGAAUCUGGUUGGUGUGGAUCUCAACGAAGCUGCCAGCAAGCCAUAUGUUGCAAACUUGCUUCAGUACGUCUGUGGCUUCGGUCCCCGAAAGGCAGUUAGCGUCAUGAAGGUUGUCCAAGCAAACGGCGGACGAGUAUCAAGUCGUCUUGAAUUGCUCGGAGAUCGCGACAGGGGUUUUCUGCCAGUUGUCGGACCUAUGGUCUUUAUCAACUGUGCUAGUUUCCUUAUUAUACCCCACGAUCCAGCAGACCGAAACUCUGACUACCUCGACAAUACCAGAGUACAUCCCGAAGAUUAUGACUUGGGGCGUAAAAUGGCCGCAGAUGCUCUCGAUAUCGACGAGGAGGAUGUUGCGACCAUGGUGACAGAAGGUGGUGCCGGCGCUGUUAUCAACGAGCUCAUCAACGGGCAGGAUGAGAAGGUAAACGAGCUCAGUCUUGAGGAUUAUGCUGAGGAACUCGAGCGCAACUUCAAUCAGAAGAAACGUGCCACUCUCGAGACUAUCAGAGCAGAAUUACAACAUGCUUACGAGGAGCUUCGGAACAAGUACCAGAAGCUCAGCACCGACGAAAUAUUCACUAUGCUCACUGGUGAGACGAAAGAGACAUUGGCCGCCGGCAUGGUCGUUCCAGUUGCCAUUAGGCGAGUUACGGAUAGGUAUUGUGCUGUUCGGCUCGCCUGCGGAAUAGAUGGAAAUGUCUCAUUGGAUGAGAUGCACGAUGGCUCUUCUCAUUUUCUCCCAACCAAUUUCUACCAUGUUGGACAGACGGUACAGGCGAGGAUUGAAAAGCUUAAUGAGGAAACCUUUUUCUCAGAACUCUCCUUCCGCGAAGACAAGAUUAGGAACCCAUUGGUCAAGCGGAUCGAGUUCUUACCUGACGAAUGGGAUGAUGUACGGGAGGAGCGAGACAAAGCAAGAUUGUCAGUGGUCAACCAGGAGCAGACACGCACAGCCAGGGUUAUAAAACAUCCCCUUUUUAAACCGUACAACAGCAGGCAAGCGCAGGAAUUCCUAGCUGGCCAAUCUCGCGGCGAUGCUAUCAUUCGGCCCUCUUCCAAUGGUCCGGACCAUAUCGCAGUUACCUGGAAGGUAUCCGAUGGCAUCUACCAGCAUAUAGACGUGCUCGAACUGGAUAAAGACAAUGAGUUUACUGUUGGUAAAACGCUAAAGGUAUCCGGCAAGUUCUCGUAUAGUGACUUGGACGAAUUGAUCGUCACGCACGUCAAGGCUAUGGCCAAAAAGGUGGACGAACUGAGUCAUCAUUCGAAGUUUAUUCAGGGAACAAAAGCAGAAGCUGAAAAAUGGUUAGAAAAAUACUGCGAAGCCAACCCGAAGAGGUCAAUGUAUGGCUUUUGCUUUGACACCCAGCGUCCAGGCUACUUUCACUUGCUCUAUAAGGCCGGCGCCAAUGCCCGCAUAGGAAGCUGGCCCGUCAAAAUCAUCCCCCAUGCCUUCCAGCUCAGGGACACUCCAUUCCCAGAUGUCAUGACACUCUGCAACGGUUUCAAAACAAUGUUCCACCACAACUCUCAAAAAUCCCGAUCGCGCAUUUAA
Messenger RNA from Tuber melanosporum (Perigord truffle), 4389 nucleotides. RefSeq lists its product as uncharacterized. The transcript has 9 exons. Gene Ontology annotation, molecular function: nucleosome binding; histone binding; DNA binding. Bases 130 to 4389 code for a protein of 1419 amino acids. Gene Ontology annotation, cellular component: transcription elongation factor complex. Gene Ontology annotation, biological process: positive regulation of transcription elongation by RNA polymerase II; mRNA transcription by RNA polymerase II; nucleosome organization. NCBI's taxonomy places the organism in Eukaryota, Fungi, Ascomycota, Pezizomycetes, Pezizales, Tuberaceae. The record is from RefSeq and is a predicted model, not a curated record.